Striga asiatica is the source of this 1095-nucleotide messenger RNA. NCBI's taxonomy places the organism in Eukaryota, Viridiplantae, Streptophyta, Magnoliopsida, Lamiales, Orobanchaceae. The record is from the annotation of a GenBank genome assembly.
AUGGAAGACGCAAUGGAAGAGAUGAGCUCUAACCUAUCAAUAGAAACAGACAUGAUAGAAGAGAUUUUGGUUACAUUGCCCGUGAAAACAUUGACCCGUCUGAAGUGCGUCUGUAAAUCCUGGAAUAGUUUAAUCACAAAUCGAUCUUUUGCUGAAAAGCAUUUCAAGCAUCACUCGCUAAAGAGAGCUAAUAAGCAAGUUCUGAUUUUUCGUACUGUGGAAACAGAGGUGGUUUCCCUUCAUUCGUACGAAUCUCUAAAUUUAGUUGCACCACCUCUACAAAUUGCAAAAAAGCCCUAUUCGGUAAGGGCUAUCUCGACGCCUUGCAAUGGGUUGGUUUGUUACAAAUACUCGAACAACAAGAAGAUUAAGUUGUGCAACCCUUCGACUAGAGAGUUUAAGCUACUCCCUCCGAGCCAUUUCCCUCGACUCUAUGGAUACCACAGAUGUAGUAAUCAUGCAAUCGGAUUCGGAAUCCACAACAAGGACUACAAGGUAAUUUCAAUUGCAUAUUACCGUCCUAAAAGCCAUGUCCGCAACAAACUCAGGCUAUUCAAAGCUCGAAUUUACAGCUCGUCUUCCAACACUUGGAGAAGCACCUCCCACGACCCCCCCACACUAGUAAAUAAUAUUGGCAUUGUGCCCACGGUCAAUGGGCGUUGCCAUUGGAUCUCGUACCAUCACAAACUACCAAGGAGACAGUUCAUACUUUCUUUCGACAUGCACAACGAGAUGUUUCGUCCUAUGGAGUUUCCUAGGGCAUUCAAGUUUUCAUCCAGCAGAAAUCUUCUUCGAGUUUUGGAUGGAUCUCUUGCAGUGUACAUCGAUUGUGGCGUAGCCGUUGAUAUAUGGGCGAUGCAAGAAUAUGGGGUGGUCGAAUCGUGGACAAAGAAAUUCAAGAUUCGAUAUGCGUCUGAUUCAUGUGGGGAUCCCUUAUUCUUGUGGAAGAAUGAGAUCCUUCUUAUGGCGAGUUUUGGGAAGGAUCACAAAGUGCGGUUGGCGUGGUCGUAUGGAGAUCAAAGGUUUGAAAUCGACGGCAAGAAUUGGACAUUCCAAGCCAUGCUUUACGAGGAAAGUUUGAUAUCCCUAAAGUGA